Anthostomella pinea is the source of this 2643-nucleotide messenger RNA. The record is from the annotation of a GenBank genome assembly. Lineage: Eukaryota; Fungi; Ascomycota; Sordariomycetes; Xylariales; Xylariaceae.
AUGAAGAGACUAUCGUCAGUGUCAUUGCUGUCCUGGUGGGGUAUCGCGCGAGGUGCACAGGAGGUAUUUCAAGCUGCGCCGCCUCCCCGCACGAGCUUCAGCGACCCAGCAUGCCAGCAGACAAUCUUCCAGCACGACUAUGGCAACAGCUACGGCGCCCCCUAUGUCGGGCCCUACUCCCCGCCCAGCGACUGCAACUUCACCACGACCAUCUUCAAUAUGAGUGUCGUCUCCAGCGGCCGGCAAUACGACCGACUCGCGACGCUGUGGGUCGGCGACAUCGAGGUCUGGCGCACGUCGACCGCGAUGCCGUCGCAGUCGGGGAUCCACUGGUCGUUUCAGAAGGACAUGACGGUAUGGGAUGCGCUGCUCCGGACGGACGCAAAGAUAAUCUUUGAGCUUAAUAAUGUCAUUGAUGGCGAUCGGUACACCGGCUUCUUUAAUGUGACGCUGGAGGCACUGUACUUCGACGAUGUGUAUGAGGCGGGGUGCCACCCGGCGGAGCAGAUCUUGCCCAUCUCAACACUUUCGUCGUCCAAAAACAUGACCUCGGUCUUCACUCUGCCUGGUGACAGUGGCGCAGUCGACCUGACGUUUCCGAGGAACACGAAGACGGCCGUCGUCUCGAUCAUGGCGUCUGGGAAUGGCGCUGAGGCGUUCUGGUUCACGAAUGUGCCGACUGAAUAUGUCAAUACGUUCCCAACUAACGAGGGCUGGCUGUACGGAUACAGCCCCUUUCGCGAGGUGCAGCUGCUCAUUGACGGCCGGCUUGCAGGUGUCUCGUGGCCCUUCCCAAUCCUCUUUACCGGCGGGGUGGAUCCGGGAGCAUGGCGGCCCAUUGUUGGCAUAGACGCUUUCGAGCUGCCUUCGUUUGAGAUAGACGUGACGCCUUGGAUGGGGCUAUUGACCGAUGAACUGCCGCACACUUUUCAACUUCAAGUUGUUGGGUUCGACACCUCAGUCCCGGGCGGGGUCGGCCCUGUCGGGGACAACUGGUGGGCUUCUGGUUCUGUGUUUGUCUGGAUCGACGACACAGUUGAGCAGACGACAGCAACAGAAGUCAUCAGCGACACGCCUGCACCCCUGUUCGACUUCCAACCCAAAGUUGGGACUUACCUCGCCAAUAACGGUACUGUUACUAAUACGUCUUUAUACUUCGCAUUGACUGCAAACCGAAGCCUCACGAUAUCAUCCACGAUCACAAGUGGCGGAGAAAGUCGCGGGGUAUCCUGGGUCCAGGCCAUCUCAUAUUCCAACAUCCAGAACAUGACCGACCUCGCAUUCAACCAAUCCUUAGCCAUGGUCACCUCAGGAAGCCAUUCCAGCUCGGCUUCUGACAUCAUCUCGCGCUACACGUACCCGAUGAACCUCUUCAGCGCCUACGUCGUGCAGUCCACAGGCGCGACCUCGAAUCCGGGAUCGGUCUUCUGCAUGGUCGACCGGAGCAAGGUUGUUGACGGUGUCUCUACGUUGCCGCUGCUUACUGGCACAUCAUCAUCCUCUGAGAGCUUGAAGACUAGGCAGAAUGUAACUUCUGACUACCAUUGGAACUCGACCAUCGUGGAGGGCACUGCAGGUCUGGACACUAUGGAUGGGGAGGUCUGGUUGUCUUACUCUGGUGCUCCGGGGGCCAGUUCGGGGGUGACUGGUUAUCACCGUUACGCGAAGGAGAAGAACGACAAUGUGAUAGCAGACGAGGAAGGGUGGUUUGAGAUACCUGUUCCGAGCACGGAACCAUUGCCAGUCGUGCAAGGGGAGCCGGAAAACAAGAGCAAAUACUACAUCGAAUGGACCCCAUCUGACCCAUUAUCUAUACCCUUCCCUGGCUAUACCCGCCAAGCCCGGCUCAAAGAUCCACAAAUUCUCCGCCGUCCCGGUGGCACGGCAUCGUGGCCGGACCUCGGGACUAUUCAGGCCCAGAGGUUUCUAGUGCAGCUACGAAUCAGGCCAUCGUGGGUCACAUCGUAUCCACCACAAUCGCAGCGCCUCAGCUCGAGUCGCGACAAUGUCAUCGAUAACAACAGCCAUCCCAACCGGCGCCAUCGGACCUGGUGUCUCGGUCCGGCCCCAACGGAACACACGCACUACCAAUGCGCCAACGACACCGCCGGCACCGCCGCAUCCGACUUUCAGACAAUCUGCUGCAACGGCGACAUCGUCAACGUCGCCAAGCCCAUCUGGUGGCCGCAGGCGCUGGAAGACAGGAGCGUCUACCUCGCCGACAUGGUCUGCUGCCAGGGCUCCGUCCGCGGCGUCGCCACGACACAGACGGAGUGCAACGGCGGACAGCGCCCGACGCCGCUGGCUAGUCUGGCAAAUACUAAUACGGAUAAUGCGGCGUCGACGCCGACGGGCGGGCUGUUUUUGGGCGUAUACGGCGAGUGGGGUGGGGAUGGCGGAGGUCACGCUGCCGGCGGCGGAUGUUGCGGCGGCGGUGGCGGUGACAACGGCGGUGACGACUACGGAUGUGCUUGGGGAUCUGUUUACGGUUACGCCGGACGCGAAGACGGCUACUUCAUCGACGACGAGUUCAUCGACGGGUCCCGCCGCAACUGGGAAUGGAACUACAUCACAGAGUCCCACGCCCAGUGCGACAGCGACGGCUUCUACGCCAUCAUCAUCGGGGGCCACGAAUGUUCGUAA